Messenger RNA from Mauremys mutica (yellowpond turtle), 910 nucleotides. It is a transcript of the gene BARX2, whose product is annotated as BARX homeobox 2. The record is from RefSeq and is a predicted model, not a curated record. Bases 89 to 910 code for a protein of 273 amino acids. The transcript is spliced from 4 exons. Gene Ontology annotation, molecular function: DNA-binding transcription factor activity, RNA polymerase II-specific; RNA polymerase II transcription regulatory region sequence-specific DNA binding. NCBI's taxonomy places the organism in Eukaryota, Metazoa, Chordata, Testudines, Geoemydidae. Gene Ontology annotation, biological process: regulation of transcription by RNA polymerase II. Gene Ontology annotation, cellular component: nucleus.
CCUUGGAAAGGGAGAGUUCCUUUCUCCGGCCUCCCAGAGCCCGGGCCGCUCUUCGGGGAAGGGGGCUGAGCGAGCGGCGGCUUCCACCAUGCACUGCCAUGGCGAGCUGAGGCUCGCGUCCCCCGGGCAGCUCAAGGCAGCCAGGAGGCGCUACAAGACUUUCAUGAUCGAUGAGAUCCUAUCCAAGGAGACCUGCGAUUACUUUGAGAAACUUUCCCUUUACUCUGUCUGCCCUUCCCUCAUCGUCAGACCCAAACCUCUGCACUCCUGUACUGGGUCCCCAUCUCUGAGGGCAUAUCCUCUCAUCUCUGUCAUCACCCGGCAGCCCUCUGUGGUCCCUCACCUCGGCCCUGCAGCUCCCAGUUCCCGAGCGUUGUCACCCCACUCCUCCUUGGGAGCCACCAGCGCGGAGACACAAGCCAGUGAAACCCACGCUAGCAGUGAGUCGGAAGGGGAGCAGCCCACCCCGCGGUUGAAAAAGCCUCGCCGAAGCCGGACCAUCUUCACGGAACUCCAGCUGAUGGGGCUGGAGAAGAAAUUCCAAAAGCAGAAGUAUCUGUCCACACCAGACAGGCUGGACCUUGCCCAAUCACUGGGGCUGACUCAGCUCCAGGUGAAGACUUGGUACCAGAACCGCAGGAUGAAGUGGAAGAAAAUGGUACUGAAAGGUGGGCAGGAAGCUCCGACAAAGCCCAAAGGCCGCCCGAAGAAAAACUCCAUCCCCACCUCAGAAGAGAUCGAGGCAGAGGAAAAGAUGAACAUCCAAGUUCAGAGGCAGAUGUUGGAGACAUCUCAGGACCCAGAAGAGCAUGAAUUGACAGAGGAGAAGCCUGAAGUCUCCUUGAAGACGGGAAAGUCUCCGGAGCACACAUUGGAGCCCUCCCCGGAGGAGACAACGCCCUCGAGUUAA